Messenger RNA from Zingiber officinale, 1611 nucleotides. Its product is annotated as glycerol-3-phosphate acyltransferase 5-like. The record is from RefSeq and is a predicted model, not a curated record. The transcript has a single exon. Gene Ontology annotation, biological process: cutin biosynthetic process. Gene Ontology annotation, cellular component: membrane. Gene Ontology annotation, molecular function: phosphatase activity; glycerol-3-phosphate 2-O-acyltransferase activity. Bases 27 to 1421 code for a protein of 464 amino acids. Lineage: Eukaryota; Viridiplantae; Streptophyta; Magnoliopsida; Zingiberales; Zingiberaceae.
GUGAUUAGUAUUAUCUCGCGAUAAUUAUGGGUUUAAUGGGAGCUCUGGGUGACCGUACGAUGGUGGUGGAGUUUGAAGGCACGCUUCUUAAAGCUGCUGAUCCCUUCCCGUACUUUAUGCUCCUCGCCAUCGAGUCCGACUCGUUGGGUUUGGUCCGCUUCGCUUUGCUUCUCCUGGUGUGGCCGGUUCUCAAAUUGCUGGAUCAGAUGGGCCGGGCCGGAUUGGGCCUGCGAGUGAUGGUAUAUGUGGCUGUUGCUGGGGUGAAGGAGGCGGAGGUGGAGGCGGUGGCGCGAGCGGUGCUGCCCAAGUUUUUCAUGGACGAGGUGGACGUGGCGGCUUGGCGGGCGUUCCGAUCAGACGGGAGGAAGCUGGUGGUUGUGACGCGGUGGCCGCGGGUGAUGGUGGAGUGGUUCGCGAAGGAGCAUUUGUACGUGGACGCAGUGGUGGGGAGGGAGAUUGAGGUGAACCGAUUCGGGUUCGCCUCCGGUUUAAUCGAGGAGGAGGAGGCGGCGGAGGUGUUGGAGAAAUGGGCGGCAGUGUUUGGUGGUAAACCGGUAGAGUCGGUCCGCUCUUGCAUUUCCCUACCGUCGCCGAAUUUGACCGAUCUAGGCGAACCGAACCGCCCUCGGCCGGUGAUAUUCCACGACGGCCGGCUCGUCUUCCGGCCGACGCCGCUAGCGUCCCUGCUCAUCCUCCUCUGGUUCCCCCUCGGCUUCGCGCUCGCCGUCCUACGCAUCGCCUUCGGCCUCCUCGUACCCUUCCGGUGGAUGCGCUUCGUCGCGCCUCUCCUCGGCAGCAAGCUCAUCGUCCGCGGCCGUCCCCCGCCGCCUCCGAUUGCCGCCACCAGCGGCGUCCUCUUUGUUUGCACCCACCGCACCCUCAUGGACCCGGUAAUCCUAUCGGCCGUCCUUGGCCGUCGCGUCCCCGCAGUCACCUACUCCAUCUCCCGCCUAACCGAGCUCCUCUCGCCGAUCCCCACCGUCCGGCUCACCCGCGACCGGACCGUCGACGGCUCCCGCAUCAGCGCUGCGCUCGCUCACGGCGACCUCGCAGUGUGCCCAGAGGGGACCACUUGCCGGGAGCCCUUCCUGCUCCGCUUCAGUGCUCUGUUCGCGGAGCUCACGGACCGGAUCCAGCCGGUGGCGAUGAACCACCGGGUGGGGGUGUUCCACGCGACGACGGCGCGGGGGUGGAAGGCAAUGGACCCGGUCUACUUCUUCAUGAAUCCAAGGCCGGUGUACGAGGUCACCUUCCUGGGGCAGUUGCCGGCGGAGGCCACGUGCUGCGCCGGCGGGAGGAGUGCCUGCGACGUGGCCAACCACGUGCAGAGGAUGCUGGCGGCGGCGCUGGGAUUCGAGUGCACCAACUUCACGAGGAGAGACAAGUACCACGUGCUCGCAGGCAACGACGGCGACGCCUGAAAUUCCAAAUCGCCGGCGACAUGGCCGUGGCUGCACGGUUGAAACAAAGGAGCGGCUGCUAUUUCUACUACAUUAGUAUAAGAUUUGGUUUCACUUUAAAGGAUUAAUUAUUGUUUAAUUGUGUGAUGAAUAUUGGAGUGAUUUUGAUUGAUAAAGUAGUUUUCACUCAUUUAAUAUGUAUCUAAACUCG